CCGAUAUCCUUGCGCGUCUCUAUUGUUAUCUCAGUAGCUAUUUAUCGAGUAUCCCUUACUCUCUAAAUCCCCAUACUCGAUUUAUCAUUUUGAUAUCGAUCUGUUUGCAGUAAGUUCCGAGUCGACACGUCUUACUAUCCUUCCAUAUGCUUCACACUCCCUACUGCCCUCAGUCCUCAGUCCAUUACUGAAAGAAGACUCCAUUCAGAUUAAGUUAAGAUAGGAUUAUCAUUAUGUCGACGGCAACUUCCAAGGUUACUCCCAAGGACUCAUCUGAGAUUCCUUCUACGGACGCUCACUUCAUUUUCGAGUGUGUCCGCCAGCUGGACACCAAUGGAUGCGUUGAUCUCGGCAGCGUCGCUCAGUCCAUGGGAUAUACCAACGUUGCGUCUGUUGGCAAUCGCUUUAGACUUCUCCGCAAGCGCUACAACUUGAGGCUUGAAUGUAAGAACACUGGCAACACCAAUAGGUCAAAGGGCACUUCUGGUGGUCCUGUUAAGAGCAAAGAUGUCUCGGAUUCUUCUAGUGAUCCAGCGGAUGAUACCUCGACGUCGCCCAAGAAGCCUCGCGGACGCAAGCUUGAUUCUAAACCCAUCCCUGCCAGUGGCCCCGAUGGUGGUAGCGAGGUGAUUGCUGCACGCAAGGCUAAAUCCAAUCGCAAUCGCAAGGGCGUGGCACCUAUCCAGUCCAAGGCUAUUUCUGAUGAAGCCGAUGCCGAUUCUCAGUCCCGUGGGGAGAUCUCUCCCGCUCUUCUGUACGCGAUCGACGUUGCCACUGCGGAAGAAGAGGCGAAGGAGGCCAAGGACGAGUCUACUAGCGAAGCUGAGUAACUAGUCCCUGGGCUAUGUUAUAUGGCUGAAUCUCUACGGUUUGUUGUUGCGAUCAAAUAGCCAUCAUAUUCAUAGUACUUGCCCUUUUAUUCCUCCACUGGGGUAUCAGGCGUUUUUCUUUCACGGUUGUAAUAGGACAAAGAGUUUUUGAGAACUGUUUCUUUUAUUCGUUUUACAGGAUGGAGCAAAUUUCAGAAAGGGAUGGGCAAGAUCGUCGAAGACAAGGCGAGUUUGGAUUUUGAUUUACAUCUGGGUUUCCUACAUUAUCGACGGCAUCUGGACAAUCUGGACAACCGGUUUGAGAGAGGCCAAUAUGCUGCGACUUACAUGAAUGGCGAAAAUGUCUAACUUCUAGUAUCUCUCCAACUGGGUAUUCCGAGCUGCCUACGGAUGGAGACACAAUAGUAGAAGCUUC
Messenger RNA from Monascus purpureus, 1245 nucleotides. The record is from the annotation of a GenBank genome assembly. Lineage: Eukaryota; Fungi; Ascomycota; Eurotiomycetes; Eurotiales; Aspergillaceae.